Messenger RNA from Protobothrops mucrosquamatus (brown spotted pit viper), 2393 nucleotides. RefSeq names its product phosphoinositide 3-kinase adapter protein 1. The annotation marks the transcript as partial. Gene Ontology annotation, molecular function: signaling receptor binding; phosphatidylinositol 3-kinase regulatory subunit binding. The transcript is spliced from 16 exons. Gene Ontology annotation, biological process: signal transduction. Gene Ontology annotation, cellular component: cytosol. The record is from RefSeq and is a predicted model, not a curated record. Lineage: Eukaryota; Metazoa; Chordata; Lepidosauria; Squamata; Viperidae.
AUGGCCACCGCCACACCGCAGGGUACAGAUAUGAGGCACUGCACCACGCAAAAACAGGGCAGGGCUACAGAACAACACUCUGAUGCUUGCGAAGUGCUGAUUGUAUAUGGAAAAGAUGCUGAUGAAUGGAGUCAUUAUCUCCAGAGUCUCUUGCACUCAUGCCAAAAAAUUCAGAGCUAUAAAGUGGAGCGUAGAACUGCUAUUUCCACGGAGGAACAGGUUCUCUUCAAGAACAGCAAGUGUAUAAUUAUUCUACUGUCAUCUGAAUUGGUCCAGAGCUUCUGCAUUCCUGCUGUACUUCAGAGUCUGCAAAAGGUUCUACAGCCUCCAUCAAAAAUGGUGAAAUUUUUCUGCGGCGUUCCAGCAUGUGAGAAUUACAACGAGUUUUUCAAAGACUGGUUUCAAUGGAAAGAGGUUACCUAUGAUGAUGAAGCAGAGACCUAUGUUGAUGCAGUCAUGAAAAUUAUUUCAGAAGCAGAUUCUGGUUGUGAUUCAGUGGCUGAUGCAAAGAUGGAGGAUGUUGGGAGUCUGCAAGUGUCGGACAGUUUUCCAGGCUGUCAGGCCUAUGAACCUUUAGUGACCAGAUUAGAAAAUCUUGUUGCUGUGCGGCCUGAUCGUAUACGCUGUGGGGUGCAGACAACCAUUUUCAUAAUUGUAAGAUGUAAAUUGGAUAGACAAACAAAAAUGGAAGUGGAAUUUUCUUCUAAAAGCUGUCAGCCACUGAAACUAUCAGCAAAUAUUGAGAAUGAAUAUACAGUCUCCGUUCACACACCUGACUUAUCACCUGGAGCUGUAUGUUUGAAACUGUUUUCUGGAGAUGUAAUGAUAGCUGAAGCAAACAUCAAUUACUAUACUGACAUGGAAGAAAUUAGCAACUUGUUGUCUAACGUAGCAAAUCCAAUGGAAUUCAUGUGUCAGGCAUUUAAAAUUGUACCUUACUGCACAGAAACUCUGGACAAAAUCCUCACAGAAUCACUGAAAAAAAACCUUCCUGCCAGUGGUUUGCAUCUCUUAGGAAUCAAUCAAUUGGAAGAAGAAAAUAUUAUUAGUCAAAGAGAUGAAGAGUUGCCAACUCUGUUGCACUUUGCUGCAAAAUAUGGUUUAAAAAAUCUCACAGCCCUGUUGCUUACAUGCCCAGGAGCUCUGCAGGCUUACAGUGUUGCCAACAAGUAUGGUCACUAUCCUAACAACAUUGCUGAAAAGCAUGGCUUCAAAGAUCUCCGCCAAUUCAUUGACGAAUAUGUGGAGACAGCAGAUAUGCUGAAAACUCACAUAAAAGAGGAGUUGAUGCAGGGGGAGGAUAACGGCUCUAUUUAUGAGUCCAUGGCUCAUGUCUCGGCUGACCUACUGAUGAAAUGUUCGCUGAACCCCUGUUGUGACGAAGAACUCUAUGAAUCCAUGGGUGGUUUGAUGCCCAGCUCUACAGAGGAUUUAUAUGUAGAAAUGCUUCAGUCAGAUGCUAAUAAUCCUCUUUCACGGACUACCAAGGACUAUAUGAUGCGCAGAUUCUUAGAAGGUGUGAGUUUGGAGAUACCAGAACCUAAAGAAAGUAUCUACCAUCAAAGUGAGGACAAAGAUGUCUAUCAUACUGUAGAACAAGACAGUUUUCCUCAGGAAAUGGUCAACAGGCCACCAGUUCCUAUUCCAAGACCUGAUCUCUCCUCCAUACAGGAAGACAAAGAACCAUACAUUUGUAAAGUUUUUGCAGGAAAAGAUCAAGAGAAAUCUGGGAAUCUUUAUAUUUCUGCAACAAAUAUUGGCAAAGGUGACAAAGAACAAAUAAAUACAGUUUCAAACCAGUCUCAACAGAGCAUAUAUGACCCAUUUGCUGGUAUGAAGACUCCAGGUCAGAGGCAGCUGAUUACUCUACAAGAGCAGGUGAAGCUGGGGAUGCUCACUGUAGAUGAAGCUGUCCUGUGUUUCAAAGAGUGGCAGUUAAAUCAAAAGAAGAGAGCAGAAUCAUUUCGCUAUCAACAGGAAAAUCUAAAACGGUUACGUGACAGCAUCACUCGAAGGCAGCUUGAAAAGCAAAAGGCUGGGAAGCAUGCAGAUUUGGAAAUCACUGUACCAACUGGACAUUCUCAGAGUAUGCCAAGGAAACCAGAGUGUAGGAUUUAUGAAUAUAGUCCGAGAAAAAAUCUUUUCCCAAUAAGUAAAGAGAUAAAACGAGGGGACUGGAAAACAGAAAGCACAUCAAGUACUACAAGCAGUUCAAGUAACCGAUCAAGUACCCGAAGUCUAUUGAGUGUCAGCAGUGGAAUGGAGGGUGACAAUGAGGAUAAUGAGAUACCCGACUUGAAGAGAAAUUUCUGCUCUAGACCCCUGCAAGUAGACAACCAACUUUCCAUUUCAUUUGGAAGGCCUCCGAAAAUACCUCCUCGGGUUGCUAGCAG